This is a messenger RNA of Nicotiana attenuata, 2241 nucleotides long. RefSeq names its product gamma-glutamyltranspeptidase 3. The record is from RefSeq and is a predicted model, not a curated record. Gene Ontology annotation, biological process: glutathione catabolic process. The transcript has 7 exons. Gene Ontology annotation, molecular function: glutathione gamma-glutamate hydrolase. Gene Ontology annotation, cellular component: plasma membrane. Bases 42 to 1916 code for a protein of 624 amino acids. NCBI's taxonomy places the organism in Eukaryota, Viridiplantae, Streptophyta, Magnoliopsida, Solanales, Solanaceae.
CCUACCCCUACCCCUGCGGCCAUUCUGUUAGUCAUAGAGAGAUGAGGAAACAGAAUUUGGAAGCUCCAUUGUUGGACCCUUCUCCUGCAAGUUUCAAUAGAAGAAAGAAAUGGAAUUUUGCUCUUUGCUUUUUAUUUGCACUCACUGCCAUUUCAUUUAUAGGCCUUAGACACCAUGGACACGUUGGUAUUUGGCUAAUUGGAGAUGUUGGGAGAUAUAAUGGAAAACUUCAGCAAAAUGCUGACGUUGUUGAAUCGGAGCAAGCUGUUGUUGCUGCUGAUGAUGGUCGGUGCUCGGAAAUUGGUAUAUCCAUGCUUAAAAUUGGUGGACACGCAGUUGAUGCUGCAGUCGCUACAGCACUUUGCCUUGGAGUUGUCAAUCCAAUGGCCAGUGGACUUGGUGGUGGAGGCUUUAUGGUUGUUAGAUCUUCAUCAACAUCAGAAGUUCAAGCUAUUGAUAUGAGGGAAACUGCUCCUUUAGCUGCUUCACAGAAUAUGUAUGAUAAUAAUGGGAACUCCAAGUUAGAGGGAGCACUGUCCAUGGGAGUUCCCGGUGAGUUAGCUGGUCUUUACGCUGCUUGGUCAAAGCAUGGCAGGUUGCCGUGGAAGACCCUAUUUCAACCAGCGAUUAAACUUGCAAGAGAUGGAUUCGUGGUUGCUCCAUAUCUCGCACACCAUAUUGCUCAAAAGGCAAAGGUGAUACUUAAAGAUCCUGGCUUGCGACAAGUAAUUGCACCAGAGGGGAAGUUGUUACGGGCAGGUGAAAUUUGCCAUAACGUAGAACUUAGCCACAGCUUAGAGCUUAUUGCUGAACAAGGGCCUGAAGCAUUUUAUAAUGGAGAGGUUGGUGAAAAGCUUGUCGAAGAUGUGAAAAGAGCGGGUGGAAUUUUGACAAUGGACGAUUUGAGGAAUUACAAAGUGGAAACUCCAGAAGCAGUUACCGUUAAUGCUAUGGGCUACACCAUCGUUGGAAUGCCACCUCCGUCCAGUGGAACACUGGGGAUUUCUCUGAUUCUUAAAAUCCUUGAAAGCUAUAAUGCUGCAGAAGGUUAUUUAGGUCUGCAUCGACUGAUUGAGGCGAUGAAACACAUGUUUGCAGUUCGGAUGGACCUAGGUGAUCCUGACUUUGUAAAUAUCAGUAAAACUGUAUCUGACAUGCUUUCCCCAUCUUUUGCCAAAGAAAUUCAACGAAAGAUUUUCGACAAUACCACCUUUCCUCCUGAAUACUAUAUGCCCAGGUGGAGUCAGCUAAGAGAUCAUGGAACAAGUCACUUUUGCAUUGUAGAUUCCGAUCGAAAUGCUGUAUCAGUGACUACUACAGUAAACUACGCAUUUGGAGCCGGUGUGCUCUCUCCGUCAACUGGUAUUGUAAUCAACGAUGAAAUGGGAGAUUUCUCAACACCUAGUGAAAUAUCCCCUGAUGAACUUCCUCCUUCUCCGGCUAAUUUUAUUCAGCCAAAAAAGAGACCAUUGUCGUCCAUGGCUCCAAUCAUUGUUCUCAAGGAUAAUCAGUUGGCUGGUGUAAUUGGUGGUAGUGGUGGCAUGAAAAUAAUCCCCGCAGUCGUCCAGGUUUUCAUCAACCACUUCAUCUUGGGGAUGGAUCCUUUAGCAGCAGUGCAGAGUCCAAGAGUCUACCACGAGUUAAUUCCGAAUGUAGUUCUGUAUGAGAACUGGACAUGCAUCGAUGGCGAUCACAUUGAACUCUCGGAUGAGAAAAAGCAUUUCUUGGAAGAGAGGGGUCAUCAACUCGAGGCACAUAACGGAGGAGCCAUCUGCCAGCUAGUUGUUCAAAACCUUCCAAAUUCUCAUUUAAAGUUGGGAAGGAGGAGCGGGAAAGAAUAUAAAAACGGGGUUUUUCGUGGGAUGCUUGUGGCUGUAAGUGAUCCUAGGAAAGAUGGAAGACCUGCAGCCAUAUGAUGGACUCAUCCUGCGCGAUUUAUGAAAUCAGUCUUUUGUUUGUAUAUAAGGUAAAAAACUGGCUAAAAGCGACAGUUUCUGGAGACAUAAUAUAGAAAGGGGAAUUCAAGAUUUGCCCGAAUCGGGCAAAUACUGUCUUCUGUGUGCAACAUGAUCAAGAAACUACCCUCUCUGGUAAUUUAUGUUGAUAUCAAAGUUUAGUCUUUAGCCAUAGUUAACAGUUAACAUACUGUUUCUCUCCUUUGCUAGGAAGUAAAUAUUGGGGCAAGGUACUUGUGAUUUUUUGCCCUUGAGUUUAAUUGGAGUCAAAUGUUUUGCUUUAUUA